Messenger RNA from Thamnophis elegans (Western terrestrial garter snake), 2632 nucleotides. RefSeq names its product zinc finger protein 2 homolog. Bases 257 to 2260 code for a protein of 667 amino acids. The record is from RefSeq and is a predicted model, not a curated record. Gene Ontology annotation, molecular function: RNA polymerase II cis-regulatory region sequence-specific DNA binding; DNA-binding transcription factor activity. The transcript has 5 exons. Gene Ontology annotation, biological process: regulation of transcription by RNA polymerase II. NCBI's taxonomy places the organism in Eukaryota, Metazoa, Chordata, Lepidosauria, Squamata, Natricidae.
CUGCGGAGAUCUCUUCGUGGGGAGGGGCGCGCAAGGGGGCCAGGUGGGCAAGGACGCUGCAAGAGGAGGGAGGCGGAAUCGGCAUCCCCAGCCGCUGCACCUCUGCUAGAGUGAUUCCCCUUGACAUUCUUUCUUCAAGACUCCUUCCUUCGCAUCAGCACAACAUCUUGGUGCAGCACAGCUCCUAGUGUGUAGCUUCCUAGUGUUGCUGUUCCCCAGCUGCUGACGGGGAGGAUCAGGUCCCCAAAGAAGAAAGAUGGAGGUACGGGACUUGCCUAGAUCCCAGGCAGAAAAGAGAGCGCCAGUGAGGGAAAGUGUAACUGUAGCAACACGGGAAUAUCUGAAGGGUUUCACUACAUCUCAGAUUAAGCAAGAACCAGAAGAGGGGCUGGACUUGUUGUGUGAGAUCCAGAAAAGAGAAACUCUGAGGGCUCCAUAUUUGGAUGGAAGAAACUCUCCAUCUUCUCAGUCCUCACCAGAGAAUAACACUAGGCCGACUUUUAGCAGAAAGGCCGAUCUCCAUCAACGGUCCUUUGGAGGAAAAGCUGCAUCCGAAGCCUUGCCAGGCCUGGGCUGCAUGGAAGUUCCUGAAUUUUAUAAAGGCCUGGAUUCCCCAGUGGAAGUGAAGGAAGAGCUGGUGGAGGAGGGCAAGCUCAGCGUGGCGUUAAGAUGCCAACGCUUCCGGCAGUUUCGUUAUGAGGAAGCUGAAGGGCCUCAGAAAGUGUUUGGUCAACUCUGGGACUUCUGCUGCCAGUGGCUGAAGCCGGAGCGUCACUCUAAGGAGCAAAUCCUGGAGCUGGUGAUCUUGGAGCAGUUCCUGAUGAUCCUGCCGCUGGAAAUGCAGAACUGGGUUCGGGAACAGUGUCCGGAGAAGGGGAGCCAGGCGGUGGCUUUGGCCGAGGACUUCCUUCGGAGGCUGCCACAAGGAGAUGAGCAGAGGGAAGAUCUGGCAGACUUGCCUGAUGAGCCUUCCCAUUCUGAACUGGAACUGUUGGAUAUUGUGAAAGUUGAGGUCCUCAUGGAUGGAGACAGAAGCUCCGAUCGUCAAGAGUACUGCCUCGGAGAAGUGACAGACUUGCCCAAGGGAAUGUACAGCAACAGGAGGAUGAAGGCCACUUUUGACUCUCCUCCAAGGAGCCAGAAAGUCCCACUGAAGGAAAAACUGCACAAAUGCCAGUAUUGUGGGAAGCUCUUCGACUUCAGCUCCCACCUGAUUAUUCACGAGCGAACCCACACAGGGGAGAAACCCCACAGAUGCUCAGAGUGUGGGAAAAGCUUCAUCCAGAAGGAAUCUCUGAUUAUCCACGAGAGGUGUCAUAUCGGGGAGAAGCCCUACAAAUGCUCAUUGUGUGGCAAAACCUUCAGUGAUAAAAUCAGGCACCUCAUCCACGAGAGAAUUCACACCAGGGAGAAGCCGUACAAAUGCUCCGAGUGCGGGAAGAGCUUUGGCACUCGCUGCAACCUCCUGAGGCACCGGAGAGUUCACACGGGCGAGAAACCGUACCGUUGCUCAGACUGCGGCCAGAGUUUCCGAUACAGACCGCAGUUAGUGAUCCACGAGGGAACCCACAAAGGGGAGAAGGCUUAUAAAUGUGCAGACUGUGGAGAAACCUUCAGUCAGAUGCGGCAUCUGGUGAUACAUAAAUGGACUCACACAGGAGAGAGGCCUCACCAAUGUGCCUUCUGCAGCAAAAGUUUCAAUCAAAGGUCAGAUCUUGUUGUGCACACGAGGACCCACACUGGGGAAAAGCCGUAUGUCUGCUCCGAUUGUGGGAAGAGUUUCAUUUCAAGUUGCCAGCUGAGGAAGCACGAGAGAAUUCACACUGGGGAGAAACCGUACCAGUGCACAGAGUGCGGGAAAUGCUUCACUUACAGUUAUCAUUUCACAACACACAAGCGGAUACACACGGGCGAGAAACCUUACCAGUGCCCGGAUUGUGGGAAAUGUUUCAUUUCUAGUUCUCACUUCGCCACCCAUAAAAGGACGCAUACUGUCGAGAAGCCCUACCAGUGUACCUUCUGCGGGAACAGUUUCAUUCAGCGAUUGCAGCUUGCCAAACAUGAGAGGUUGCACACGGGAGAGAAGCCCUUCAUCUGUCCUGAAUGCGGGAAGAGCUUCCCGCAGAGCCAAGGGCUUAAAAAGCACAUGCGGACUCACACUAGCGAGAAAUCAUAUGGUUGCCCCGAAUGCAAGAAAAUGUUCUCUAGUUCCUUUAAUCUGUCCAGGCAUCAGAAAAUCCAUGCCCGGGAGAAGCUAUAAUGAGGCACUCUAGACAAAAGACAGUAAGGCGAUCGGAGUAGCUAGAUACAGAUAGUCCUUGCUCGAAGUGACAAUCAACAUGAAGAAGGGGGUUGCAACCUAGAUUCAGAGUUCUGACGGACGUGCCCCCUCCAUGGCCCCUGGGCAAACCAUCAAUUUGCUUAAGAACCACAAUGUUUACUUAAUGAUGGCAGGUUUUGCUUAAUAAAUGUGGUGAUUUACUUAACAACUGCCAUGAAUGGGUUCGUAACAUCGGGUUGGUCAUCUUCUAUGACUGUUGUGACAUGAUUGUAACGGGCAGGCUCUGAGCCUGGUGGCGCAAUGGUUAAUGCAAUACGGCAGGCUACUUUUGCUGCCUGACGGCUGCCUGCA